CCCCCACUCGGCGUUCAACUUCAACCCCGCUUACAACCGACCUUUAAAUCAAAAGGAAAAAAAAAAUAAAUCUCUCUGCCCUCCCGAUCUGGCCGACUGCCCCCCUUUUUCUCCUCUCUCUUUCUUUCUUUUUUCAAAAAAAAGGGAGAAUAUUAAAAAUCUCCGUUGGCGCUCAAGCCGCUUCUCGCCGGCGCACGGAAUCCAAGACGGCGUACGGUACUUUAUUUCAGUCUUAGAUCAGGCCAUUUGCUUGGGAAGAUCAGAAGCAUUUGAAGCACAAGAAUGUCUGCAUCAACUGCUGCAAAUCCGAGUUCGGCAGCCAAUGCCAAAACUCCUUUGACCUUGGAUUCCAACUCCAAACAAGACAUAAGGAGAAGAGCAGUUGCCAUCACAAACAAGAAAUCAAGUACCGAAAUGGUCCUAGGAGGAAUUAAUGGGGUCAGCAAUGAUAAGGUGACUGUCUGUGAGAAGGAUUUGAGUCAUACCAUAAGGGGGGAAUCCGUACUUGAGAGACCAAAAGACUUGUUAGAGGUGAAGAAAGGAUUAGUUUCUCCCAACAUUGCUUCACGGCGUAAGAAAGGCAUAUCGAAACCAGAGAAACCCAAGGGGCAACUUCUCCUUGGAAUCCUGAUAAAGACCUGUCUUCUUCUUGGGGUUCUUUUGUGGCUGGGGCUGUUGAUUUGGAAAUGGUAUGACAUGCUUUCAUAUAAUAGGGAUUCCCCAUUUGCUGCUUUAGAGUAUGAGGGCAGGUUAUCAGAAGUGGAGGCAUCUUUGAAGAAAACAGCAAAGAUGUUGCAGGUUCAGGUGGAAGUUGUGGACAGAAAGGUAGGGAGUGAGGCAGGGACGGUGACAAGGGAUUUGAAGAAGCAAAUAGAAGAGAAACAUGCACUGUUGGAGAAGGAACUGAAGACUCUGGAGCGCAGAACAGACAACUUAGAUAAGUCUGUGAGAGAGUUGAGGGACACAGGCUUCUUGUCAAAGGAAGAAUUUGAGGGUUUCUUGAGUGAACUGAACAAGAGAAGAAGUUCUGAUGGUAGUGAUCGGGAUCUGAGUUUGGAUGAUAUUAUGAAUGUUGCAAAGGAGAUUGUUGAGAAGGAGAUUGAAAAGCAUGCAGCUGAUGGGUUAGGAAGGGUGGAUUAUGCAUUGGCUUCUGGUGGGGCAAGGGUGGUUAGACAUUCAGAGCCCUAUAUUUUGGGGAAGUCUAGCAACUGGCUUGCUAUUGGCAAAGGUCGAAAUGGAGUUCAACCUAAUGCUCAAAAAAUGCUAGAGCCAAGUUUUGGAGAGCCUGGCCAGUGUUUUGCCUUGCAAGGAAGCAGUGGGUUUGUUGAGAUCAGGCUAAGAACAGGGAUAAUCCCUGAGGCUGUUACGUUAGAGCAUGUCUCUAAGAGUGUGGCUUUUGACAGGACUAGUGCUCCAAAGGAUUGUCGGGUCUCUGCAUGGUUUGAAGGGCCUGAUGAUAACCCAUCUGACCGAUCCAAGAAGAUGCUUCUUUUGACAGAGUUCACUUAUGACCUUGAGAAGAGCAACGCUCAGACCUUUAAUGUCGAGACAAUCUAUUCAGCAGUCGUCAAUAUGGUCCGGCUUGAUUUCUCCUCCAACCAUGGGAGCUCUUCUCUGACAUGCAUCUACCGCUUUAGAGUGCAUGGUUAUGAGCCCAGCUCCUCCACAAAUACGAUGAUGCAAGCCUGAGAAUGUGUACAGGCUUGAGGGUGCUUUGUUCACUACCAAAUCUGUAUCAUUACAUUGUCCUGUCUAUAUGGAAUUUCUUCUUGCUUUGUUUUGUUGAUCAUAUCUUGCUCUGACAUUGUAAAUCUUCUAAUUAUGUUGCUCUCUCCUGUGCCUAACUCCUCAGUCCUCACCAGGCAAAUGGAUGCCACAUGUACACAGAACUGGAACUGUGCAUGUAACAUGAGCACGAUGUUAGAUUGUCUAUUUGCCCGGUGUUUAGUCUGUGGUUUUGGAGGGAUGAGUGUGAAGUUUUUGAGCAUCCUCUACUCUCUGCUUGGCAGUCGAGGGGGGCCCUUGGCUGUUCAGAAAUGAUACGCCUUGGAGUUGAAGCUGUUGACUGAAUCUGGCUAAUAGAUCAAGUACAUUCUUGGAGAGUCUACAUGUUGUCAUUUGUAAGUGCAAGCUAUCGUAUUUGAUCUGAAUGUUUGACA
Phoenix dactylifera (date palm) is the source of this 2159-nucleotide messenger RNA. Its product is annotated as SUN domain-containing protein 2-like. Gene Ontology annotation, cellular component: nuclear envelope. NCBI's taxonomy places the organism in Eukaryota, Viridiplantae, Streptophyta, Magnoliopsida, Arecales, Arecaceae. The record is from RefSeq and is a predicted model, not a curated record. Gene Ontology annotation, molecular function: protein-membrane adaptor activity.